AUGACCCCUUUAACUGCAAAGGGUUCUGAAGGAAUUGUUAAAUCUCUUCAGGUGGAUUUUGGGUUCCUCAAACAAUUGAUUCAACUGAAGUUUGAGGACCGUCUUAAAGAGGAAUCUUGCAGACUCUUCACUUCUCUACAUGACAGGAUCCUGACAAUCGAAAAACGUUACCAACAGAAUGAGGAUACCUUAAGAAAAUGCUACAAUCAGCAGCUGGCCGAUGCCAUAGCUACCAUCAAAGGAAGGUACCAGCAAUACUUUGAGGUAGAAGAAGAGAAGACACCUGUGCAUGACGCAAUGACUGUCAAAAUGAAGAUUUUGUUAAAAAAACUGAAGGAGAAAGAAAAACUCAUUAAGGAAUUAAGAGAAGAACUGGACCAAUAUGAAGAAUUUGGAUCUCAAAAAAUUGACUCCUUUAUCAAAGACGGCAGCCCUCUAAGAACAGCUCUGGAAAAGGAAAAUUUGGAGUACAAAGUGGAAAAUGAGAGCCUGCUUCAAGUCAUUUCAGAACUCAAAGAAGAAAUCCAACUCAAUCUAAAAGAAAAUUCAGUAUUAGAAGAUGAAAUUAUAAGUCUGAAAGAGAUGGCAGAAAAGGAUCAUAAAACCAUUCAAAAGCUAAUCAAUGGCAGAGACAAAUUAAUAUGUGAGCUUGAUUUUGAAAAAUCAUUAGUGCAAGAAAUGGUUAAUAAACAGAAAGAGGACCUUGAAAUGAGAAGAAAGUUUGACACUAUAGUCGCCAAGAGCCUCAGAGCCAUCAAGGAGAAAGAAACCACCUUGUCCCCGUGGCCCUCACAGCCCGGGAGUGCAGGCGCUCCGAGGCCACGUUCUUCCUCCACCGUUUCAUUGCUUUCUAAGGCCAAAAGAGUCAAGAGUCCAAAGAAGGCUUCAAAGGAAAAGCAGCCUACGGUUAAACAUGGAAUACCUGCUGCAAUGCGUGGAGAAAAAGCGAGACUAUCAGUGGCUAAGAUUGAAGAAGAGAAACGUGGUUUGGAAGAGCAAAUAGAAAUGUUAAAGGCUAAGUUAGAGAAAGAGAAAAAGAAGUCGGAGAGGGUUAAGAAGGAAUCAGAUCAGAUCAACAAAAACUGGGAAAAGAAAUUCUUAAUUCUCAGGAACAGCUUUCACGUCCUUAAGAAUGAGAUGUUUACUAGACACGCAUUGUUCCGUCAGUUUGCAGUGCUGGCUGACACAUCCUUCAAUUAUGUUAAAGUUAAUAAACCUUUAUUUGUGCAAUCCAAAGUGAAAUCGGUAACAGCGUCGACAUCUUCUGCAAAUGUUUAUCAUGCAUCUUCGAUAGACAACAGGUAUGUCGACCUAGACAGGGAUCACAUAUCCCUCCCUCCUUCACCAAGAGUGAGGCUGUCAGAAACCCUGGAAGAAGAGCCUUUGGAGAAGCCGUCGAUGCCCCAGAACACCCCAGUGAACGACACAGAUGCUCCUGAGCAGGCACCGGACACUGGGCUGCGCAGAGCGGGACCCCAGGAAGAGGGCCCUCCCCAUCCUGGCGUAAGGACUGCCUCCCUGACAAGGGACACCAUCUCCAAGGCGUUUCUAACAUAA
Molecule: messenger RNA, 1557 nt
Organism: Mesoplodon densirostris (Blainville's beaked whale)
Lineage: Eukaryota; Metazoa; Chordata; Mammalia; Artiodactyla; Ziphiidae
Gene: C4H10orf67
Product: chromosome 4 C10orf67 homolog
Exons: 16
Coding region: 1-1557 (518 amino acids)
Source: RefSeq, a predicted model, not a curated record